AUGAGCUUCACCAAAGAUUGGCAUUCAUCCCAGCGGGUCCGAUCGACCAGUAAUCAGCCCAUUGACACAAGCCAUAGUCACUACUUUAACUACACAUCUGGUUGUUGGCUUAUCAAUGAGACGCACCAACUCAAAACGCGCCAUACCAACUUUAAUGUGCCAGCGCUACAGCGUAUCGCCGGUCAACUGUUGAAAAGCCGAUGUGUUCAGAUGAAUAAGAUACCGGAGGGGCUUUUUAACAAGGUGUUCUCUUUUCAGAUGGAGAAUGGUAGGGAGAUUCUGGCGAGAGUUCCGAACCCGAACACUGGCCAUGCUUACAGUGAAGUCGCAACGCUUGACUUUCUUCGAACCGUUCUCAAGAUACCAGUCCCACGUGUUCUUUCGUGGAGCUCUUCCCUGCAGCAGGUGAACCCAGUCGGUGCUGAAUAUAUUUUAAUGGAGAGGGUGAAAGUAGAAAUUGAACAGAAGUUGGUGAAUGCAAAGUUCACCUUGCAUAGCAGCCUGUACUACGGAGAUACUUUUCCACAUGGAAGGAGUAUUGCUGUCCUGGGAACAGCAGACCAAAAAGGCCAAUUUAAGUUUAUUCUUGAAUUGGAGACUAACAAGGGUCCUUCUAUCGCAACCAGUAAGAUAUCACAGAUACAAAACGCAUAUAACAGAUCCGGCGAUGUCACUUUUUUUAAGCAAUUCCUAACGGUGCUUUCUUAUAUUCUACUACCAGAAGAAGUUCUUACCCCGGUCCUUUUACACUCGGACCUUCAUCACUAUAAUAUUUUCGUCGAUCUGUCCAAUUCUACUAGAAUUUCUAGUAUUAUUAACUGGCAAACUGGAGCUGUCCAACCCCGGCUACCCAAAGACUUCGAAACUCUGUCGCCGGCCGCAAAAAAACUAAAAAAGUUCUACAAGCUGGCUUACCGGAAGGUCAACCCGGCUCUUGUCGAUGCGAUGGACAAAAUAAGAGAUAAUAGUGACCCUACCACUUUCAUAUUCCAUAUUGUCGGACGCUCCUCCGAAGACGGCCCAAUGCCGUUGAAGGAGCUGUUAAUCCAGGUGUUUAAGAAAUGGGACCGCAUCAGGGGACACCGAGCCGCGACGCAACCGUGUCCCAUUUCGUUCUCGCGGACCGAGAUCGAAGAGAGUCGGCAGCAGGUCGAAGCCUGGGCCGCCGCGUUUGGGGAAUUUGAUGCCCUGCGGGCGGAAUUUCUUGGGGACGAUGGCUGGGUCUCGCAUGAUGACUACGAGGAGGCUAUGAGCAGGUGGGAGAAGAACAAGGCGAUUCUGGAGAGCUUACGGGAGCAAGUAGAGACCUUGGUCUGAUAUCUGCUGCCCCCCUGAAGCUCCAAGUUGAGAUCCCUCUUGCACUCCAGUUUAACCCAGCUCCACGCGGGAGGAGUCACAGAUAGAUCGAAUGUAAAUGCGUCAUGGCACCCAAGUCAAUUAAACAUGCAUGCUAAACCUAUCGGGUGUUUUAGUUCCGAUAUGCA
Messenger RNA from Aspergillus japonicus CBS 114.51, 1484 nucleotides. RefSeq lists its product as uncharacterized. The record is from RefSeq and is a predicted model, not a curated record. Lineage: Eukaryota; Fungi; Ascomycota; Eurotiomycetes; Eurotiales; Aspergillaceae. The coding region runs from base 1 to 1317 and encodes 438 amino acids. Gene Ontology annotation, cellular component: mitochondrion. The transcript has 8 exons.